Molecule: messenger RNA, 1176 nt
Organism: Mesorhabditis belari
Lineage: Eukaryota; Metazoa; Nematoda; Chromadorea; Rhabditida; Rhabditidae
Source: the annotation of a GenBank genome assembly
AUGGAAACAAUGGUCAACGAAGCGCCAGAACAAGAUGUUAGCAACAACCGCUCGAGCAACAUUGUGACAACGGAGACGCUCAAAUUCAAUCAUCGACUAUUGCCGCGGAUUCGCCGCCACACCGAAAAGGGGAAACUUCUCGCGAUCAACUCGCACUUUCUCAAGCGAUACAAUAUUAAGGGUCUACUUGGAAUGGGCGGCUACGGGGAGAUUUACUUUGCGAAGGACACGAUCACGAAAACCGAUGUCGCCAUCAAAGUCGAGCCGAAAAUGCGACGGAAUCGAGUGGCGAAGAGGAUGAUGCUCGAGCAAAGGGUGCUGUGCGAGCUGAAGGGUAAACCCCACGCGCCAUACAUCAUCGGAUCGGGGCACAUCGAGAAGAUCAACUAUAUUAUAUUACAAUUGUUGUCGAUAAAUUUGAGCGAGUUGAAACGCGCCUCGCCACAGCAACGACUCUCGCGGCACACCGUUGGAAGAGUGCUCGUGCAGGGAAUCGCCGCGCUUCGCGAGAUACACAAGGCUGGAUACGUGCAUCGUGAUGUGAAGCCGGGAAAUAUGUGCUUUGGGGUGACGCCGCACUCGCAACACCGCUUGGUUUUGCUCGACUUCGGACUCGUUCGCCGCUACUUGCACGAGGACGGAACGCUGAGACCAUCGAGAAAGAAUUGCGGAUUUCGUGGCACCGUGCGCUACGUAUCCCUCCGAGUGCAUCACCAUCAAGAGCAAGCGCCGUGCGAUGAUCUCGUUUCGAUGAUGUACACGGGAUUGGAACUGUUGAUCUCGAACUUGCCCUGGAAGAACAAGAGCCAAUCGAGGGAAAUUCGACGCGCCAAAGAGGAGCUUUUCACGUUGAACUUUUUGGGAUUUGCGAAGAUUGUCGGCGAGCCGUUCAUGAAUUUCGCGCGAAUGAUCAACUCGUUGCAGGGCGACGAUGUGCCGGAUUACGACGUGCUGCAGAAAUGCCUUUUUGACAUGUACCGCCCGCGUGGUUUACUCGAUCCGUAUGACUGGGACAACGACUACGUGGACGUGGAAGUGGAAGUGGAAGAGGCAGAGGCAGGGACACCGACACCGGCGUAUCCGUCGAAGAAAUCGUCUCAGAAUCAAGAGGGAACUCCCGGAGAUGGAGCACAGGCACCCGCCACCAGUCGUCUCCUCUCGAUGCGAGCCGGCAGU